CAAUCCUCCUUUGUCUCCUUGGUUCUAUCUGUUAUACCACAAGGGCGGGCUCUCUGUUUUCACAAACAAAUCCUUCCAAUUCUCCUAUCCAUCUGCUUCUGCUUCUUAUACUGUGAGAGAGAAGGGAAAGGGAGAAGUAGACGGUAUUUUGCUUAUUUAAGUGCGUCUGCAGAACAAAAAGGAAAUAUAGAAAAUGUCCAUGUCGUUGGGGUAUUGUUGCUCGAGCUUUUUAGCCAGAGAAUCGAUUGGGGCUAAGUCUUCAUCGACUCUCCGCCUCGCUCCUUCUCAUUCUCCUUCCCUUGCCAACCAGCGCAUGGUUCGCUUCGUAACCUGUGCCGCUUCUUCCAAGCCUGCAACAACUAAGAAACGAGAGCCCAGGGGUAUCACCAAGCCCAAACCAAUCUCUCCAGCAAUGCAAGCGCUUCUCGGUGUCCCGGAGAUCCCUCGCACCCAAGCCCUCAAACAGAUUUGGGCUUACAUCAAGGAGCACAAUCUCCAGGAUCCUGAAAACAAAAAGAUUGUAGUGUGUGAUGAGAAGCUGAAGACCAUAUUUGGAGGGAGAGAGCGUGUGGGGUUUCUUGAGAUCUCAGGGUUGAUUAAUCCUCAUUUCCUCAAGUGAAGGUCAACAUUGCAGGAGAGCAAAUUCAGAAGCUGAAAAAUCCUCCAUUCCUUUUUUUGUGUCUGUGUUUGUCUACAUGGGCGUUUGGGUUCAGUUGAUCUUAUUACUAAAAACAAGUGCUUCAUUUAACUAUAAGGUUCUCUAGGAUGCAGACGUCAAUCUAAGUGCACUGUGAACAUCAAGAGCCAUUAGUUGCAUUCUUCAAAAAGCUUUUCUCCUGCUUUAGCAAGUAGGUAUAUGAAUGCAAAAUCCGUUUUUCCAUUGUUCAUUGUUUAGCUUGUUAGGAAUCUUUUAACAUUUUGGAGCUUUACAGUUGGUCUGGCAAUAUAAUGGUUUCUUAUAUUUUACCUCUUGCCAGAUAUAUGACGGAAUGCAAUAGUUUUGAAUCUUUUGAUA
This is a messenger RNA of Nelumbo nucifera (sacred lotus), 1015 nucleotides long. RefSeq lists its product as uncharacterized. NCBI's taxonomy places the organism in Eukaryota, Viridiplantae, Streptophyta, Magnoliopsida, Proteales, Nelumbonaceae. The record is from RefSeq and is a predicted model, not a curated record.